ACCUACGCCGAGAGGGCAUCACCGGCCGAGAGAGAAAAAGCCGAAACCGACAAGAAGAAUGAGCAACUCAGACUGAGUCACCUACGCCGAGAGGGCAUCACCGGCCGAGAGAGAGAAAAAGCCGAAACCGACAAGAAGAAUGAGCAACUCAGACUGAAGAACGAUAGGCUCAAGGCUAACAACGACAACUUGACCAUCGCCAACCACACUCUUCACCAUAAUCUUGUGGCCAUGAACACAAACGUGGGGCAUUCGGCAACAUGCGCGUCUGAGGGAGAAGACCAACUUUCCGAGCUUAAUAUGUACACCGAUCGAUUCCAAGAGCAACAAAAGAGGGAUGAAGCGGAAGUCGCAGAACUCAAAGCGUCUAGAAGAUCUUUAAGAGCAUCACCAGAGGCUGGCUCUUUCAUAGCCUUGGCGCUUCGAGAUGUCACCGAUGCGCUUAGAAGUGACAAAGCUGAGGUCGAAAAGAAGAACCAGGAGCUCAGGUUGAUUCAUCUACCAGCUGAGAUCGGAAAGAAGAACCAGGAGCUCAGACUGAUUCAUCUGCGCCGAGAGGGCAUCGCCAGCCAGUUCAAUCAAGAGAACGAUAGGCUUCAGGCUCACAACGACAAAGCCGAGCUCGAAAAGAAGAACCAGGAGCUCAGACUGAUUCAUCUGCGCCGAGAGGGCAUCGCUAGCCAGCUCAACGGUCAACCAAGACUCAAGAGAACGAUAGGCUUCAGGCUCACAACGACAACU
This is a messenger RNA of Aureobasidium musti, 741 nucleotides long. The record is from the annotation of a GenBank genome assembly. Lineage: Eukaryota; Fungi; Ascomycota; Dothideomycetes; Dothideales; Saccotheciaceae.